Gordionus sp. m RMFG-2023 is the source of this 2721-nucleotide messenger RNA. RefSeq lists its product as uncharacterized. Lineage: Eukaryota; Metazoa; Nematomorpha; Gordioida; Chordodea; Parachordodidae. Gene Ontology annotation, cellular component: plasma membrane. The record is from RefSeq and is a predicted model, not a curated record. The transcript is spliced from 13 exons. The coding region runs from base 164 to 2650 and encodes 828 amino acids. Gene Ontology annotation, biological process: urea transmembrane transport. Gene Ontology annotation, molecular function: urea transmembrane transporter activity.
AAAAAUUCAAAUUUAAAAAAAAAUAAAUUACAUACUAUAUACUACCAAUACCAUUAUUAUUUAUACGAGCAAAUGAAUACUUCUGGUUACAAAUAUACAUAAAAGAAACAUAGUUAUGAGAAUGUAGAAUAUUCUUUUGAAAAUUCUAAUACUCAAAUUCCUAAUGGGAACCAAAAAACCAGAAGAGAAUUUAUAUUCUGUUAUGUACAACGAUUACAACACCAGUAUGCUCAGAGAUCCUAACGACCUUUUCUGCCUGGACCUCGUCAACUCACUUAACUUAAACAGUUCAUACAUAUAUGAGCUAGCUAACACCACCAGUCUUAUUAAAGAGUUUUUCUCGGGUCUCUACGGUCUAGCGAAUUCCUCAACGUCAUCUUCUUUGUUGAUUAGAUAUACUGAUAGAGAUUCUUUCACGCUUUACAGAUACAAAUUAAUCCAACUCUUAGCAAAUCCCCAAGUAGUUGUCGUUAAAAAUUCUCAUUAUUAUGCAGUUACCAUUGUUUUUGGUGCUCUGGCUAUCCUGAUCUCCAAAACGUUCGUCAAGUUAAGAAAAAAAAUGUUCCGCGAGCAUGGAAACAUUGACAGAACAUUUGACGCUGGCAGGAAAGUUUCAUACGGUUUAAUUGCUUCUUUAUUGAUUUCAAAUUGGACGUGGGCGGCAACGCUGCUUCAGUCUUCUACCGUCUCCGCUAAAUAUGGAAUAAGUGGAGCCUUCUGGUACGCAGCAGGAGCGUGCAUUCAGCUAAUUCUAUUCUCCAUGUUAGCCAUUCAACUCAAGAUCAUAGGACCGGGAGCUAAAACCUUUCUUCAGAUUAUAAGGAUAAGAUUCGGUUCAAAGUGUCAUAUACUGUAUUGCUCUUUCGCACUGUUGACAAAUAUUGUCGUAACUUCCAUGCUCAUGCUGGGUGGGUAUGGAGCUUGUAAAUACCUGAUAGAAGAUAUAAACAUCAUGAACUUUUCUCUCCUUAUGAUCGUAGUGACUGGCAGCUACACGCUAAUAGGAGGUCUUGUAGGCACCCUAUACGUUUCCUACUUCAACACUUCAUUCAUCUUCAUUUUCUUGCUAUAUGUGUGCCACAUGCUGUACAAUGAUCACUCCCAUAUAGGGGGUUUGAGACAUAUCUACAACAACUUGUAUUGCAUGAAAGGUCCAUAUAAAAAUUUGGAUAACAGUUAUUUAACAUUCGUUUCACUCUCGGGAUUUCAAUUCGGGAUCAUCAACCUCAUAGGCAAUUUUGGUGCCGUUUUUAUAGAUCAAUCUUAUUGGAACUGCGCCAUGGCUAGUAAACCCAAGAACAGUGUUAUAGGCUUCAUCUUAGGGGGACUUAUUUGGUUUUCUAUACCAUUUACCUUGGCAACAGCGGGAGGACUCACUUUCAGGGCCUUAGAAUUUGCGGCUGGUAAAUCAUUGUUAAACCAGGAAGAUAUUGAUAGAGGUCUAGUUUUACCCAGAGUUUUGACGUUAUUAAUGGGUAGAAAGGGGGCAUUCCUGAUGUAUCUACUUCUAUUGAUGGCCAUAUCUUCUACAGCUUCAUCAAAUAUAGUGGCAGUCGUGUCGAUAUUAACUUACGAUAUAUUUCAAAUUUAUAUCAGACCAUUUAGGCGCACGACUGAUAUAAAUAGCUGUUUAUUAUGUGGUAUGCAAAGAGGAAGAAAAUCUAACAUCAGAGAUAAAUGCAUGUGCGUUAGUAUGACCUAUUGCGGAGGCUGCAAAACAGACGACAGAGAUAUCGAAAGCAGUAAAUACAAUGCUAUAAGACCAAUCUACAAAUGCAGAAUUCAUGGACAUUUUAGGAAUUAUUAUUCCGAGAUGGAAAACAAAAAAACUUGGAUAAUGUUAUUUACCACUCUCAGUAUAUUGCCAUUAACCUUCGCUCUAAACAUAUUGCAAAUAAACUUGAAUUGGUUAUACCAGUUCAUGGGAAUUAUUAUUGGCAGUGCUAUUAUACCGGUGAGUCUCAGUAUUUAUUGGGCCCAUUUAACUUCUAAAAGCAUGAUCUUCGGAGCAUCUUUAGGAACAUUAGUUGGCGUGAGCGUUUGGGCUCUUAUAUCUUGGACUACCUUGGCCGUAGGUCGCAAACAAGGCAAUACAAAAUCUUUUAUCGAACGUUCAGGCGAAGAGUUUCCUAUGGUAUUAGGGAAUAUAAUGUCAAUUCUGACAAGCGGCAUAAUAACGGUUUCAUUGACUUUCCUCAAGAAACCUAAAAAUAAAGAAGAGAUUGCUGAAAUUUGGGAAAAUACUAGAGAUAUCGAUAAUCCAUUGUCACCCUGGGUAGAAGUUUAUGAAAAUGAUUUCGAUAUUAAGGAUACCCACUAUUUGAUUGAUAGGCCUACUUUGAGCGAAGUUAAAAUCAAAUUCAGCAAAAUCAAAAUAUGGGCUACCGUGAUGUCAUUUAUUCUGUUCAUCUGUAUAAUCAUUCUGUGGCCUUCUAUAGCAUGCACACUCAAAGUAUUCAACUACAAACAUUUCGUUUCCUGGAUAUACCUUUCCCUAACUUUUAGUUGGUUGGGAGCCACAUUCAUUAUUAUCGUACCAGUGGUACAAGAAGUUAUUACGUUUUCCCGCCAAUUCAUCAAGAUGAGAAAAACUUCGAUCAUGCAAUUCAAGAGAAAAUCUGUAAAUAAACAAAAAUUUACGCUGAAGUAAAUUACGAAAGUCUAUAUAAAAAAAUUCAAAGUCAUAUUAUUUAUAAUUAAAGCCUGAAAAAUAAUUUUUUA